Stegostoma tigrinum is the source of this 4886-nucleotide messenger RNA. It is a transcript of the gene kcng3, whose product is annotated as potassium voltage-gated channel, subfamily G, member 3. The record is from RefSeq and is a predicted model, not a curated record. The transcript is spliced from 2 exons. Gene Ontology annotation, cellular component: voltage-gated potassium channel complex; membrane. Gene Ontology annotation, molecular function: delayed rectifier potassium channel activity. Lineage: Eukaryota; Metazoa; Chordata; Chondrichthyes; Orectolobiformes; Stegostomatidae. Gene Ontology annotation, biological process: protein homooligomerization; potassium ion transmembrane transport. Bases 777 to 2060 code for a protein of 427 amino acids.
GCAUAUUAAUUGCCCCCACCUCGCCUCCUGGUCUGAACAAAGCGCUGGAUGUAAGUGGGAGAGGUGGUUACAGAAAGGCGUGAGUAAAACAGUGCGAACUUUCGUUCUGUCUCGACGGCUCCAACUUUGUGUUUGGAAAUCAAAAGGAAGUCCAGGCGGAUCCAUGAGACGCCUUGAUAUUUAAAGAGAAGUUGAGGCGAACGUGACACAUUAUUCCCCAAAGCCUAGAGGCGUUCCAUUGUGGCAAUAUAAGUCACGUUUGUUUCCAUGUUGUUAUAAACACUCGCCGGUUCAAAUACGGAAGUCAGAAUAUAGGUGUAACAUUACGUUUGAGCCCGGAGCAAUGCCGUGGAUUUGAUUUUUGCAGAGUCUUGUUUGUCGAUCGCAGGCUGUGGUUGAAGAGGCGCUGUGGUUAGUGGAAGCCGUUCACGUCACUCUAGUGCUGGAGUUCUGCUCGUUUACCCGCCUGUGGGGCUGAGCCACACUCUGACAGAGAGAGAGAGAGAGAGAGGCAGGCAGACGGAGGAACCACAGCAGCUUCAGCACCAAGCCAGGAAGUCACCCUGCCCGUUCGGCAUCGCUCCCCGUGCAGCAAGGCAGGACAGUGCUGAGCUCCGGUAACAUGACUGACAACUUUUCGGCAUCAUCACCAGCCUCGGAAACACGACCGGAGCGGCCGGGGGUUCCGCACAAGUGAGGAGUGAGGGCGAUAAUCCUUCCGCUGAACCCAUGCGCUGGAACCGGGAAGUCCAUGCGGCUCCAGGGUUUGCUCGAAGAUGAAGUUUGGAAGCGGCCCCUUGAUCCUGAAUGUUGGGGGAACCCGAUAUUCAUUCCCGAAGGACGUGAUCAAGGACUUUCCCCUCAGAAGGGUUAGCAGACUUCACAACUGUGUCUCGGAGAAAGAGGUUCUGGAAGUGUGUGAUGACUACGAUCAGGAGAGAAAUGAGUAUUUUUUUGACAGGCACUCCGAGGCGUUCGGCUUCAUCAUGCUUUACGUUAAGUACGGCAAGCUCCGGUUUGUUCCUCACAUGUGCGAGCUGUCCUUUUACAAUGAGCUCAUUUAUUGGGGUCUGGACCGCUCGCACCUCGAAUACUGCUGCCAAAGGCGACUGGAUGACAGAAUGUCCGACACCUACACCUUCUACUCAGAGGAGGAGGAAGAGCUGAAAAGGCAAAGGAGAAAGGAGUUAAAAAAGAGCUCCCCAUCUAAUAGGAAGUGGCUGGACAGGAUGAGGAGGACUUUUGAGGAGCCCACCUCGUCUGUAGCGGCCCAGAUUCUGGCAACGGUGUCGGUGGUAUUUGUUAUCGUUUCCAUGGUGGUACUGUGCGCCAGCACGCUGCCAGACUGGAAAACAGCCGAGAACAACAGUGUGGAGGAGCACAGGUACACAGAACAUUUAAUGGGACCAUCAGGGAUAAUCGAAGCGAUCUGCAUGGGUUGGUUCACAGCCGAGUGCAUCGUGAGGUUUCUCGUGUCGAAAAACAAGUGCGACUUUGUGAGAAAGCCUCUGAACAUUAUAGACCUGCUGGCCAUCACGCCGUACUAUAUUUCGGUGCUAAUGUCCUUCUUCACCGGCGAGAACUCGCAGUUACAGCGGGCUGGGGUGACCCUCAGGGUCCUGAGGAUGAUGAGGAUUUUCUGGGUGAUCAAACUUGCUCGUCACUUCAUUGGCCUGCAGACGCUGGGCUUGACUCUGAAACGUUGCUACCGGGAGAUGGUCAUGCUCUUGGUGUUUAUCUGCGUCGCCAUGGCGAUAUUUGGCGCCCUCGCCCAGUUGCUGGAAAGCGGACUCGACCUGGAGGACAAGAAUCCAGCCUAUGCCAGUAUCCCGGCCUCCUGCUGGUGGGUGAUCAUCUCCAUGACCACUGUGGGAUAUGGGGACAUGUAUCCCUUCACCAUCCCCGGCAGGAUCCUGGGAGGGAUGUGUGUGGUCAGCGGCAUCGUCCUGUUAGCGCUGCCUAUCACCUUCAUCUACCACAGCUUCGUGCACUGUUACCAUGAGCUUAAAUUCAGGUCAGCUCGCUGUGGCAGGAGUUUAUCACUAGAAUAUCUGAACUGAGAGGGAGGUGAAGUGAGUGCGGAGAGGCUCGUGUGAGCAUUAAGGGGCGAUAUACAGCAGCUAGGCCUAAUGUUGUGGCCAUUGCAACUGUGUGGAGAUGCCUGGGAAUCCAGAGGCUGAGCAUGAAGACAACGCGCAGAUUGAUACAUUUGUGGCUGGAAAACCUGAUUUGGUGCCGCGGGCAAUUGGCAUACUGGACUACAAAUGCUCUCGGAUCAAAUUUCAAGGCUUUACCCGCGAUCGAAUGCCAACUCGACAAAGACCUGAAGCUGUUCACAUCUGUUCGUCAAAAUGGAAAUAAGAACAUUCUCAGACCUGAGAAAUGGGUAAACAUCUUGAUUAUUUACAAGAUAACAUGUGGCUCGAAGGUCACGAAAUAACUUCUAAACACAGGUGAACUUGCUGAAGUGAAAGGGAAUGAGAGGAAUGAAGGGAGACUUUUGUUCAUUUGCCGAUCAUCACCAGAUACAGAAUAAUAGUUCUCAUUUGACUCUUGGUGCAGUCAGAAAACUCACCAUCUUAACUGAAAGUUCGGCCAUUACAAUGUUUGCAUUAAAACCAAUUUCAACCAAUAAAGGUCAAAUCAUAUGCACUCACGCCUCUGGUUAGGCUGUCGAAUGUACCUGGAACAGUCUGAGUGGAACUCAAUGGAAAAAUAAUGGAAGAAGGCUGCUCAUUUCGAGGGUACCUUUACCAGCCCGCCCAUAGCUGCUUUGCUGUUAAACUUGGCGACAGAGGACAAACAGUAGAUUAGUUUUAGGGGUAAGCUUCAGCAAAUUUAAAAAAAAAACGCUUCAUUUUCGGGUAUAACGCGAGCAGUGUUAGCUAUCUCAAAGAUUAGGGGCAAGAGAACGUGCUUAUGCAGUGGGAAUAAUCUCUUCCUAGUUCUUGUCAAGUAUUUCUAACAAAUUACUCCACAAUGGGAACCAAAUCUAAGUCUUCUUUUCGGAAGAAGCUUCUAGUCUUGAGCUAGGCAAGAGCUGAGUCGCAUACAUUAACCUGAUAUUUAGAGGUUUGAGAUAAGAAACAAAAUGAUUAUCUUUGGCACACGUGUGCUCAAUGCAGGGCCAGCACAUUGGGAAUUUAUUAUUUCCCGUCGUUUCUGGUCCUCCUAGAUUAGGUGCCGUACGAGUUCCAGGCCAUGCCGAGCUUUCAUAUACUGUUAAUAUGUUGCUAAAUACCAGUGGCAGAAGAGUACAAUUCAGCAACUUUUGACUUUUUGUUUAAAUGUAGCACCCAUGUUAAGGCUAUCCCCAACUGUCCUUUAGACUAACAGGCUAGAUAUUCCAGUUAUUUCCUUGGGCAGUUUGGACAGCCACAAUAGUGUAGGUGUGGAGUCACAUGUAGGCAGACCAAUUAAGGAGAGUAAAUUUCAAUGCGUAAAGAAUUGACGAUGGUUUCAUGGUACCUUUACCGAGAUUCCCUUUAUAGUAUAUUUCAGAUAUAAUAAUUGAAUUCCGCCACUGCGAUGGUGGGAUUUGAACCCAUUUCCAUAGAACUUUGGCCUGGACUCCUGAUCCAGUGACAUUACCACUACCAUUGGUUUUAAGGGAUUAUUAAGUGGGCAUUUGUACCCACAAGUCCAGCUAAAAAAACAGUUUCAGAAACUGUAGGAAUGUCCCAACAUUCGGUUAGGUAGAAACUGUCACAUCAAACUGAGAUCAAACUCUUUUAGCAGGAGAUUGCAACAGAACCCAUCUCCACUCGGUAAACCAUGAAAGGGCUAAAUUCAAAGUGGAACAAGAGUAACUCCAGAAAAUCUGACUGUGUUUUUGUUUUGAGAUUGGUCGAGGAAGAAAAGUGAGAAUGUCUAGUUUCUUCUGGGCAGAUCUUUGGAUAAAAUAUUUCACACAAUCUUUGAAAAACAUGAAAGCCGUCGUAAAUCUAGUGUUGGAUGAAAACACAUCGGUCUCUCUGGAAUUGUGGAAAAGUCACCUCAUUUACACAAACCGCAGAUGGUGAAUGAGGCGAUCUGCUGAGAAUGAUCAUCUUUUCACCCAGUUCCCAAAAAACCCUGCCCAUUUGAAGCAGAUAGCAAGAUUGGAAAUGAAUUCGUCGAACGACCCUGUGUUAAAGAAUUAAGUGGGCAUCUGCACACAAGUCCAGCUAAACAAAAAGAGUAUCUUUGACGACUGUUGGCGGUUCUUUUUAAACGAUUCCAGCAGUUGCAGCUAACAAAAUACAAAUUAAGCAGUACCAACUCGAAAUGCUUCCCCGGGAAGUGUCAGCAUCUUAGCAGCCAGCUACUACCCAGUACUGAGACUCGUGUUUGCCCUCAUGAUGAUCGAAGCGCGGUAGAAGCGGUGAAGAUUUCAAUGGAGCAGAGGACGCCGUGGGCGAGUGGCUCCAGACUGGCCUGGGCAGCGAUGGAGGAUUCUCCUUGGAGUGUCAGAGGUCAGCUCAGCUCACAUUGGAAGGGAAUGCGGGAAGGGAGGAGAAAGCACCGGUAGAUUUCGGUCCCAUACGACGAGCUACGUCGUAAAUUCAAGUCCGUUUUUGACUCGUGAAAAGUCUUUGUUUAUUUUGGUCCUUAAUAUUCUGUUUUUCAGUGUAUACAGAAAAUUUAUUUUAAAAUAUUAAAACUGUUUGGUAUAAUGUGCCCGCAGCUUCUACUAAUUAGUUUGUAAUUUUAUAGCAGUUGUAUUUUCUAUAUGAGCUGGACACUCGCUUUUUUAUUUAAAAAUCAAAUGUGGAACAAUUAUGGACGAAAUAAACAGGACAGAAAAAAGAAGUUUCAAUGUUCGAUUAAAAACGCUGCAAAUCUAACUGAUUUAGGAUUGGCCGGUUCUUGAACUCUUAGUACUGAAUAUUUGUGGAGAUUUUGGA